GUCAGGGCACAAAUUUGGUCACACACGUGAACAGUGUCGUCCCCCGUCCCCGUGCGGUAACCUCGUUCCCCUUGCCCUCUACCUUUGCCCGAGCUGUCUCGCCGUGUUCCCUUUCCAAGCGGUCGGAUCUCCACCACCAUGUUUCGUAUCAGGAUAUUUCUACAAAAAAUCUUGAUUCUUUUGCAUGUUACCAUGUGUGUCGCUGUUGGUAAAACGCUGCUGAUACUGUUCCCCAGAACUAUGAAAAGAUACAUCCUAAAGCAGGGUGAAAAGAGCAGGAUGAAUGAGAAUCCAAAGUUCAGCUACGAAAACUGGGGUCCAACUUUUUUCAGCUUCAACUAUUUACUCUUUGUGCUGAAAGUGAAGUGGAAAAGGCUGGAGGAUGAAGCAUAUGAGGGACACCCUGCUCCCAACACCCCGGUGGUGACUUUCAACGGGGAAGUUCGUCACCUCUUUGACUUCAUGCAAGAUAACCGACCGUUAAUCCUGAAUUUUGGAAGCUGCACCUGACCUUCAUUUAUGUUAAAAUUUGAUGAGUUCAACCAGCUCAUCAAAGAUUUCAGCUCUAUAGCAGAUUUCCUUAUCAUCUACAUCGAAGAAGCUCAUGCAGUAGAUGGAUGGGCUUUUAAAAACAAUGUUGUUAUUAAAAAUCACAGAAGCCUUAAAGAUCGAAAAACUGCUGCACAAUUUCUUCAGGAAAAGAAUCCUUUAUGUCCAGUGGUUUUGGACACUAUGGAAAACCUGAGCAGUUCAAAAUAUGCUGCAUUGCCAGAAAGAUUAUAUCUACUUCAAGGAGGGAAAGUCAUCUAUAAGGGAGGAGUAGGGCCUUGGAAUUAUUACCCCCAGGAAAUACGUGCCAUCCUGGAAAAAAUGAAGUAAAAGAAGAAAACAAGAGGAUUUCAGAGUAAAGACUAUCUGGAUGAAGAAGCUCAAUAAAAAGCUUUUAUACACUAAUUAAAAAAAAAAAAAAAAAAAAAAAGAUGCCAAUUCAACAAUAGAAACAACUAGAAAAAGAAUAAUGUAUACGUAUCUAAAAUAAGAGCCUCUGUAGUGUGGGUUCAUCACAUAUUUGCCUAGAGGCUUUCAAGUCUCAUUGCUAUAACCCAACUGCUGCAUUAUAGUAUUGUAAUACGCUUGUACCACAUACAGUAAUGAAUAGUAGUUGGGUCCAUUGAGCUAUCAAGAUUGGAUACCAGUUACGUUUUUAAGGAGUAUUGUGCAGGAAAGACUUCCGGGUGGUGAUGUUUGUAAAGGUGCGCUCGCGUGCAAAACAACCAAUUUCACAUUAUUAAGAUUCUCUUCUGUAUACAUACAAUUUUCCUAAAUGUUCACUUUCAUGGACUUCAGAAGGCUUCUGAAUAGGACAAUUUCUGUUAAUGUUUGUUUCUAUUAAUAUUUGUUAUGACAGUCAUGGCAUAAAGCACAGACGGCUGUGACCCGAUUUCAGAAAAUAUUUAUAGAAACAGCGGUUGAUCUGCAGUCAUUAAAAACUAUGAAAGCAUU
Messenger RNA from Struthio camelus australis, 1503 nucleotides. RefSeq names its product iodothyronine deiodinase 1 (gene DIO1). NCBI's taxonomy places the organism in Eukaryota, Metazoa, Chordata, Aves, Struthioniformes, Struthionidae. Gene Ontology annotation, biological process: thyroid hormone metabolic process. The record is from RefSeq and is a predicted model, not a curated record. Gene Ontology annotation, molecular function: thyroxine 5'-deiodinase activity.